GAUUUUUUCAGUUUUCUUCUUUUGUAUCAUUAACUUAUUAUUCAAUUAUCAUCUCUAUGUCUUUAACACUUAAAUCAAUAUAUUCAACUCUAAUGUCUCUUCUGAACUCUAAUCCUCUAUCAACAACUGUCUAUGUGACAUUUCAAAUGCAACAUGUCCAAAACAUAAUUAUCUCCCCCUUAAAUCCACUAAUUCUCCUAAUCAUUUAGAUUUGUAAUAACACAAUUAUCCUGGUUCUUUAUCUAGCAGUGUUAUCUAUCUAUCUACCUAUCUACCUACCUACACUCUAAAAACCCAAAACUUGUAGCAACAUGGGAUCUGAAGUCUUCCACGUCUAAACAGCUUCAAAGAUGGAAACUCCAAAGCUAAUCUUUGUUCCUGUGAGAAUCCACUUUAAAUGGAAUCUCAGACUAGAAGUUUCAGAUUGAAUAAUAGACACUAAAAUAUUUAAUGGACCUAGCUAAGUGGAGUUAGCAAAAUUUUAUCAAAUGCUAAGUACUCUUUUGUCCCAGUAGCUUCUCCCUCUGUAUUACAGAUCCUUCCCAAGAAGACCAACUCAGGGCAGCUCCUUUUACUGUCCAUUGUAAGUAGUCCUGUAGUACUAUCCAUUGUAAGGGGUGUAUGGGGUGCUCAGGGAGGGGUAGCAUCUCUGGUAUGGAGGGCUUGUUGUGCCCUCUUAGGGCAGCUCUCCAGCCUCUGACCCUCACCUGACACCCAGCUCUCACUUGUGGCUCCUAGUAGCUGCUAGCAUGUUGCAGCGGCCACACCCCGGGCAACGGCUUCGACAGGCCGGCUAAACCUUGUGAGGGUAGCCAUCGGGUGGUAGACCCCUGGUGAACCAGGGCUUUGCUCACCCAGCAUGUGAAGACUGCUUCGGUUGAACAGACAGAAGAAACCAAUAAGAAGGUUCAACGGCUGAGAUGGCGUGUUGGAGCACAAAGGACAACACAGUCAUCCAAUGCAGCUGAGGAAGUCUCCAGGUGUAGCGAUUUUUCCUGCCAAUGGACCCAGGCUUCCAACGCUGAGAGAGUGGGACUGUCUUUGUGCAAUGACUUUUCCACUUAAAUGUCCUUCACGAACAAGUGUCUUUGUGCACACUCAUCUAUACACAAUAGAUGAAAAUGCACAAAGACAAUCAUCAUCCUCAGUUACUGAGAGACUACUUACUACUAUUAUAAGUAGUCCAUUCCUUUACAACCUAGCCUCUAGCUAUGGUUCCUUUCCCAAGCCUGUCAGUGUAGUUUGAACCUUCCCAUUUCCUUGUAUCCAUAUUAAUAUCAAUUAUAUUUCCCUGUCCUUUGGUUUCCCAAAUGGUAUAUAAGUCCCCUAAUUUCUUUUAUUCUUUGGAGCUGUCAAUCUCACAUGGUUGGUGGUUUCAGGGGUAGGUGACCAGAGCAGCCAGAGUCUUGGGGCUCUGGGUAGGUUUGUAGCACACACCUCUUCCUAUUGACCUUGAGGGAUUAUGUGGAACCCCUCCCUUUAAUUAAAGUAGUUUUUCAGACUAUUUAAUAGUUUCAUUUUUUCCAGUUUAGCACUACCUACACCUUUCUUUUUGUUCCCCAGCUGAUCAGUUGCCAAAUUUUGUAAUUCUACUUUAGAAAUAUCUUUCAUAUGUCUUCUUUUGCUUGUAGAAUUUUUAAGAGUAUCCUAAAUAGACAGCCUGCCUCCACUCUCUUCUCCUGUCUCCAAUUUAAACUCCACACAACUGCCCAAAUAAUUUUCUUAUGUACAGGUCUUAACAUUAGUACCUUGCUUGAAAAUGUUUAGUGGCUUCUUAUUGCCUUUGAGUUAAAAUGUAAACUUUUCUGGUUCCAGUUUAACUUUUCAAAGCUUUCUUUCUUAUUACUGUUACACUUUAAACAUCUCAACCAAAUUGGAUUGAUAUGAAUGCUAUUCUUGCUAAUUUCUGCCUUUCAAAAUUUCAGCUUUCAAAGUUAGGCUCAUAGUAACUUCUCUGAAAAGGUUUCUCUGAAUCUCCUGUUUAUGAAAUUCUCUCCCUCUCUUUAAAAAAUUAUUUGGGGGAGUGGGGAAGCUGCUUGGCUUUAUCUUCCUGUUCUCCCACUUCAGUAGGAAGUAAGCUCCUUUCGAAAGGAAGUUAUUUUUGUCUUGGCAUCUCCAUCUACUGGCAUAGUCUUGUAGACAGCACAUGCUGAAUAAUAUUGUUCAGAUUCUGUUUUAUAGAUGGAUUUAAAUGAGGUUGCAUUUGAUGGCCUCUUAAAUCCUUUUAAAUUCUGAUUGUCUUCCUGAGGAGCUUGAGAAGUGGGUUGGGGAGGGGAGCUAAAGGCUGAUAGAAGAAAAGGCAGAAUAGCCUGGGGUUAAAUGGGGGUUCUCCAUACCGAAAAGAGUGAAGGCUCAGAGGCCAAAGAUAGAAUUAGUGGUGGGAGAGAAAGGGAGUUUGUAGUAACCUAGUAUGAUUGCAUAAGUAAAGAAAAGCAGACUGACAAAUGCCCAGGAGAUGUGGAGGUGGAACAGGGGCUUUGGCGCAGUAAGUAUGCCUGCUUUAAUAGCAAUUUAAAAUUUAAAAAGGGCCCCUGCUCCACAACUUAUAUGAAAUGUAUCAGUGCAAGGGUCACAGUACCUAAUUUAGAGAGGAGACCACGGAGGUCCCCUCGAAGCGUGAUACGGUAGGCAAACUUUCCUGAUAGAGGCCGCAAUUUGAAAGCAAUUCUUCUUAUUCCCCAAGAGGAGUUAAGCCAAAGGACCCCACAAGGGAGAAUGGUUCUGGGGAGGUCACUUGAGCGAGGGGAGCUUAAGUGCCAGUCCAUUCCAUAGCCUUUCCAGAGGUGCGUGCGCUCGCACGUGUUGCAGGCUUCGAAACAAACAGACAAACAAACAAAAAAAGGGCGCCUACAGCUUUCGUGAGCUUUCUGUCCUUAGAAGACAUCCGGGAUCAACCCAGAAGAACUCAGGUACUUCCGGAAUCAGCCGCAGUCCAUUCGGGUGUUUGGGGGCUAGCAUUGAGCCUCGCUUCAGUAUAGCCGUCACGUGAGUUACCCGAGAGCCUUCGGGAAUUUCCGGAAGUGUAAGGGGCGUGCCAUCGAGAGGUGGCCUGCUGCAGCCGCCCCACCGGCUUUAGGUUACCGCCGCAGAAUCGCGAGCCCACGACCGGACGAUCUGCGGUGGUCCGGGACCGGAAGCUGGUGCGGAUGAGGUCAUUUCCGGCGGGUGACGGUGCGGACGGGUCAGAGGCGUAGAGGCGGCGGCAAAAUGGCGGCGCCUGAGGAGCGGGACUUAACCCAGGAGCAGACGGAAAAGCUGCUGCAGUUCCAGGAUUUGACUGGAAUCGAAUCUAUGGAUCAAUGUCGUCAUACUCUGGAACAACACAACUGGAACAUAGAGGCAGCUGUACAGGACAGACUGAAUGAACAAGAAGGUGUACCAAGUGUCUUCAACCCUCCUCCGUCCCGACCCCUGCAGGUUAAUACAGCCGACCACAGGAUCUACAGCUAUGUUGUUUCAAGACCACAACCAAGGGCAAGUUAUUUUGCAGCUGGGGAUAUUCUUUCUCCUUCAUUUCACAAGGGAUUGCUAGGCUGGGGUUAUUACUUGAUUAUGCUUCCAUUCCGAUUUACCUAUUACACAAUACUUGAUAUAUUUAGGUUUGCGCUUCGUUUUAUACGUCCUGACCCUCGAAGUCGGGUCACUGACCCUGUUGGGGACAUUGUUUCAUUUAUGCACAUAUUUGAAGAGAAAUAUGGGAGGACACAUCCUGUCUUCUACCAGGGAACAUACAGCCAGGCACUAAAUGAUGCCAAGCGAGAACUUCGCUUUCUGUUGGUCUAUCUUCAUGGUGAUGAUCACCAAGAUUCUGAUGAUUUUUGUCGCAAUACUCUUUGUGCACCUGAUGUCAUUUCGCUUAUAAACAAUAGGAUGCUCUUUUGGGCAUGUUCCACAAACAAACCUGAGGGAUACCGAGUAUCCCAAGCUUUGCGAGAAAAUACAUAUCCAUUCCUAGCUAUGAUCAUGUUGAAGGAUCGGAGAAUGACUGUGGUUGGUCGGUUAGAAGGUCUCAUUCAACCUGAUGAUCUCAUUAACCAACUGACAUUCAUCAUGGAUGCAAACCAGACAUACCUGGUUUCUGAACGCCUGGAAAGGGAAGAGAGAAACCAGACCCAGGUGCUGAGGCAGCAACAAGAUGAAGCCUACCUGGCUUCCCUCCGGGCUGACCAGGAGAAAGAACGAAAAAAGCAAGAGGAGCGAGAGCGGAAGCGACGAAAGGAGGAAGAAGUGCAGCAGCAGAAAAUGGCAGAAGAGAGGCGUCGACGGAACUUACAGGAGGAGAAGGAGCGGAAGUCAGAAUGCCUGCCACCUGAGCCACCCCCUGAUGACCCCGAAAGUGUGAAGAUCAUUUUCAAGUUACCCAAUGAUUCCAGAGUAGAGAGACGAUUCCAUUUUACACAAUCUUUAACAGUAAUCCAUGACUUCUUGUUCUCCUUGAAGGAAAGCCCCGAGAAGUUUCAGAUUGAGGCCAACUUCCCCCGCCGGGUGCUGCCCUGCCUUCCCUCAGAGGAGUGGCCCAACCCCCCCACGCUGCAGGAGGCUGGACUCAGCCAGACGGAAGUGCUUUUUGUUCAGGACCUCACAGACGAUUGACGCUUUUGCCCUCAGCCCCGCCCCCUUUAUCCCCAAAAGAAAACAAAAUGAAAAAAAGAGAAAUUCAUAUUAUUAUUAUAAUACAAUAUUUUUUUUAAAAGACUGCUGCAUCCUAAGAGGGCAGAGGGGUGGGGGGGGACUGGGGAUCAGAAACCAUGCUGCCUGUAUCAACCACAAUCUAAUGUGUGGUUCAAGAGAGAGGGAAACAGCAAGUGCGUCUGUUCUACAAUCCCACUGCCUCCCUCCUGCCUGUGUACCAAGCCCCUGCUUUCCAUUCACAGGGAGGGAUACAAAAGAGAAUGUCUCUUCUGAUUGACCCAUAACCCUUUUGGUGGGAUGGGAACCUCCCUCACCAGUUCUCAUUCUUCAUAGCUUUUAUAGAAAAAUAAUAAAACCACCAACAACCAACUAUAUCCCCAACGUCUACUGAAGAAUUGCUCCUCUUACCUCUAUGGAGAGGAGAUUGAGGGAAGAGAAGGACAGAUAGAGGUGUUUCUUCAGUUUCCCACAAUAUACAAAUCUUUUUUUUUUCUUUUCUGUUGCUUUGUAAUGACCAAAGGAAUGGGGCUGACAUUUUUCCCUUGAUUUUUAUUUGCUAAAGAGCCGAUCUUUACCAGAUAAAUUCUUGUCCUGGGCUUCUUAGCCCAAAUAGUGUAAUAAAGGCUCUGUGGGUUGGUUUGUGUUGAUGCCCACUCUUGUCCCCUGCAGCUCCCCAGAGUGGCUGUUGUAGUCUACGUUCUUGUACUUAGAGCCCAUUUCCAUGCAUACACUGUUGAGUGUGAAUCAGUGGGUGAAUUCUGAAGCCCAUUCAGGAUCUAUGUCACACCACAGCACAUACACACAAGUGUAGCUUUUUCAGAGGUCUCAAUCAGAUGGUUAGUUUGGGGUCUGAACCAAAGGAUGUUAGCUUUCCUUUCCUGUUUCUAGUACAGGAAUCCUCACUCCUACUUCAUCCUACCCCAUUCUCUACUCCACUCCUUUCUCCCCAGAGAUUUCCGGGUACAGGGUUGAGCCUUCAGAGAAACAGGAGUUACCCUGUUGGUGUGUGUAUGUGUGUUGCAGUGUAACUUUAAUUUUUUUUUUAAGUACAAAAGAAAUAAAGGCCUUGAAGGGAACCUGGGUAGGAAUGAGAUGCCUGAAGUGGAAGGCAUAUGUGUUUCUCCUGUAGAUGCUUGCUUGAGGCAAGAAAUUUUAUUUUUAUCCCUUGAAUGUUGUGUUGAAGUCAUAGGGCCCUUGGACUAGAGAUGAACAGGCUGUGGAUUACAUACCUGAAGCUCUAGCCCAGGCUGAAUUGAUAGAAUCCAAUUUAGGGCUUUGAGACCAGUAUGAGCUGAUGGGUAACCUGAAAUGUUCUGUAGUGAAAUUGAUUGCUAUUGGGAGUAGAGAUGCAACCUACUAAGACUGCAGGCCCCAACAUGCUAUGGGGCCAAGGUAUUCAGAUCAAGAUAGAACUUAAUUUGUUGGACCUACAGACUCCAGAGGCUGCAUCUCUAAUAUAAGGGCAGCUAUUUUAUGCUCCAUAUUAUCAGUGUUCAAUUCAUCCCUCUUAUCAGGGAUGUCACCAGUGGGGGCAGAGUGCGGGACCACUGAAUAGUCACCAGGAGUUCUGUGAAUAUCUCGUUGACUUUGGCAUAUGCAACUAUAUCUAUUACAUCAACUCUGGUAAAGUUAAAAUUUUCCCCUGGAUUUGUGUAACUUUCUAGCCUAGUUUCCUACUCUUUCAGGACUGGAUUAAAAGAAAACAAACCAUGAGCAUAUAUUUUAAAAACUGUCUUUACAGUGACUUUAAAAACACAAGUCAUUAUUCAUUCAACCCUGUAUGAAGUCUGUUAUUGUCAGACUAGAUAGGAGAUGAUUUUCAAUCUAACCCUGAGCCUACCUCUCUGCUUGGAAUACACAGGUAUCCUCUCAGAAGGACAUGGAAGGUUCGUAAACAUCUUCAAAAAGUCUGUUUUUCAGAGGAUGUUAUUAUGCAGAGAUGGAGCCCAUUUGAUCUCAUCUUUUCAGUCAUUCUCCCCCCCCCCCCCCCAUUUCUUUAAUAAUUAAACCUCUGACUUGGUUUAGAAUGCUCCCCUCCUGUCUUUCUUACUUUUUGAUAACUGUGUGAUUGGGUGAAGGGGAUUGGGUUGGAGACUAGGAUCUUUAGAGAGUCACUACUUUUGGGAACAUUUAUCUGUUUUGCUUUUGGCUUAAGAAGACUACCUGAACCCCAUUCUCCUUCCUUAUAUCAGCCUCUAAUUGAAAUCAACUCUUGUUCUACUGUCUCUAGGUACUGUCUCCUUCCCUUGAGUUUUGCACUUGAUGCCAAUACAAUAUUACCAAAGUGGAACUCAGGGUAUGGGGGUUGGGACGUUCAACGAAACCCUACAAGAGAAUGCUGAACAAUAUCCACGUAAUCUCUGGGAUCUUUGAGCAGUUGUUUACAAGAGUCGCAGUUGGCAGCUGAGGGGGGGGGGGGGGCGGGAAUGAAGUUCAAUUCAGGUCUAAAAGUACUCCCAAUUUUGAGGUUACAGAUUCUGCUGAACCAUCAUGGGAACAUGACCAAGCAAAGAUACCUGAAUUGGAGUCUCUUGGAUUUAUGCGACCUCACAUUCAGCCCUCCAAGCCUUUCCUUUUGUAUUUGCAGAAUAUCUGCAACAGAUUUUCCUUUCUCUUCCCCUUGUUUGACCCUGGUCAGAAAUGUAUGCAAUGACAGCAGAGGAUCUUUAAAAACAACCCAACAAAUCCAAGAAUCCCUAAAAAGAACUUGGAACUUUCAACUGAGCAGUCAUUAUGAAAAUUGCAAAUGGUGCCAAGGCCCAAGAAAGAGCUGCAGAAAGUGACCCAGCAGGGAUUGAAAUCCCUGAAUGCAGAAUUGAUGGAAUGGAGUGUUGCCAUCUUGUGCUCAAACAAGGGGCCCCACUUUACACCUUUUUUUAAAAAAAUAGACUUGUGAGGAAUGCAGCAAUGGGAAACCUAUCCUGAAAAGGAUGUAAUGACCCUACUUAUACUGCACCUGAAUAGUUAUGUGGUCAUUUGCUGAAUAAAUCUAGUGUACUUAAAAUUUUUUUCAUAAAGUUUACAUUGUAUUGUAGGUUAACAUUAAAUGUUUUAUAACAAAGUG
Molecule: messenger RNA, 7696 nt
Organism: Monodelphis domestica (gray short-tailed opossum)
Lineage: Eukaryota; Metazoa; Chordata; Mammalia; Didelphimorphia; Didelphidae
Gene: FAF2
Product: Fas associated factor family member 2
Biological process (GO): ERAD pathway
Cellular component (GO): endoplasmic reticulum
Molecular function (GO): ubiquitin binding
Source: RefSeq, a predicted model, not a curated record